Molecule: messenger RNA, 4559 nt
Organism: Nematostella vectensis (starlet sea anemone)
Lineage: Eukaryota; Metazoa; Cnidaria; Anthozoa; Actiniaria; Edwardsiidae
Exons: 13
Coding region: 197-2635 (812 amino acids)
Source: RefSeq, a predicted model, not a curated record
UAUUACGUCACAAAGCUCCAACGCGGUCCGUACUCGGAUGUUAAUGACCGCAACUAGGAGAUACAAGAUAUUCGCGGUCUUAUCAGGGUCACAUUCACCCAAAGAGAGGAGAAAGGAUUCGUCUAGGGGUCGGUUUUUCACGUCUGUACUGUAAUUCUUCGUCUGACGUGCCGGAGGUAUAUGUAAUGCCUACCCAAUGAGUGAUAAGCCAACGAGGAUUCCGCUGGCCAGGUCAACCGGCGGCUCAAGUGCUGCCACGAAAUCCUCUAUCCUCAUCAACUAUGGUUGGGCUGCCGAAGGAGGGAAACAAAGACGAAGAAAGAACGCACCAGACGAGGAAAGCGAAGAGGAGACAAGGUCUCAGAGCUCCUCAUCAGAAAAUGUAAACCAGGUUUCGUACCAGCUUCCAAGCGAUCCUGUCCAACUAAGCCUCUCACAGCCUCAACUCAAUGCCCUCUCUUUCAACCUAUCAGAGCUUGCUGAUCGAAUAUCUCCUAGCAUGCACUGCGAACUAGAAGAGGAGGACUGGGAACCACGACCACGUGCUGGGAGCUGGGACCACCCCUCGCGUCACGUGGAUGAUCUUGGUAAUCACGUGCACUCGAAGGUACCUUACGCGCGCAUGCGCGAGAAUCGAUCUUACGUGUCGCGGAAGAAAAGUUUUACCAAGUUGAGAUCAACGCAUGUGAGCUCCUCGAAAUCUCAGCCCGUGGAUGACGAGAGAAAAAAUGCGAUAGCAAUGACAAUGCCUGGGAAAAGUUUUAAAGGGACGAACACCAGUGACGUCGAAAAAGCUGCGGAGUACUUAGUUGCUUUGAAGGUAGAUACGUCUCUAGGUUCUACCAUAGUGAAGCAGUCUUCAUUAGAGUCUGGUUAUAACUCGUCAAUGUCGAUAUCAUCUAUCAGUGCGAAUGAUGACUUAAAAGAUGCAGACACUGAGGCAGAAACUGAUGUGGACGAGGCUUUUAAAAGUGAGGGAGAAAGUGCCACUGAUAAUGCCUCGAAGUAUGCGAGCUUGCAGAAGAAGAUUUCCGAUGUAGAACAAAGAAUAAAUUCACUCAUCCAAGGUAAAGGUAACACUGAAAUUCCAGGAAAAAGUGUCCAGGAUGUCAAAAGUACUGAUAAGCCCACUAAAGAGGGACUUGUCAAUAACCAGAUAAUAUCUAAACCUGAUAGUAAUCUCGAUGUCAAUCAAAAUAAGGGCGAAAAUGAGAACGACAAGGAUUUGAAGAAGUCCCCUUUUCAGCUUUCUAAGUCUGGUAAAGGCGCCUCCGAUGAGCCUGGAGCGAGGAGAGGGCCUCGGCCUGGGCUUGUUCGUAGGAGGACGACCUUGGUGUCGUUUCGCCCGCCGAGGCAGUCUCCAGGAUUCAGCGAGACCUCAAACAGUGAGGUUUUCGAGAUGGACGAGGCAGCGUUUGUGCAGUAUUUGACAGACGUCCGGGCCAUGAAGACAAUGCUUCUUAAACUGAAGCGAGAAUUGCAGGAAGCGGAUGUAGCUUCGCCCCUCUCCCACUCCCUGGCGCCGCACUCUGCGUCAACGCAGGCCUGUAGCACUGCAAGCUCAACAAUUGCGUCGUCGUCACCAUCUCAGUCUAAUGGGCUACUUCGGAGAAACACGUACAACUCAGGGGAGAUGCAUGAAAAGCUUCGCCGCAUUCGAUCAGCGUCCUUUAGUCGACGGAGGGAAAAUUCACGUGAUGAAAGCGAUCCAAAAUCGGACACUCCGGACAGACCGAUAACACUGGAUUCGGACAAGGACGAGGUGACGACAUUACGGGAGGAGCUUGACAAGAUGAAAAACAAAGUGCAAGAAAUCACAGAGGAUCGCGAUGCGAUGGCACGUUGUAAAGAAGAACUCGAGCACGAACUUGAGAGCAAAAAUUACACAAUAAAACUGCUACAGAAACAAUUAGAGCAUCAGGAUAAUGACGAGGAGAUGGUCUUCCUUAAGAGACAGGUGAAGAUCCUCACAGAACAGGUCCGACAACAACAACAGAAGAUGCAAGAGCUGAAAUAUCGUACCAGCACACCGCCUAAUACAACGGGCCCAACCAAAGGCUCCGUUAAAUUAGACAUCAAUGAUGAGUUUGAGUCAUUAAACUGCAUCGAGAAUCGACUUCGGGAUGCUUUUACUCGUCAUCUAGAGGAAUCAUCUAAGAGUACGCUGCAGUUGAGUAGACAAAUAGAGAAGGCGGAGAUGUCCAUUUCAGACGCUCAGAAAGGUCUCAAAUCAAUCACCCUUAAUCCACCAACCACUAUCACUGAAACCCAGGCUACGGCAGGUAGCGCCUUAAUAUGCAGCACAGGCAUCCCAACACUGCACCACAGGCAACCCAUCAUUUUACCACAAGCAAAUCACCGUAUCACAGGCAGUCCAUCACGGCACGCCCUCACCACAGUCGGGAAGCCCUCGAUCAAAGCCCGAAGUCCAACGAGCACACUCGGCCCCCAGUUCGAGCAAGGCCGAAGGCACUCCUGGACCGCCAACUCCAUAGAAAAAAUCAUAAAAACAUGGAAAGAGACCCAGCCCCCCGAGACCGCGCAGCGAGCGCCUCGGAAAAAGACUAAGUCGAGUCCGCAGACACAGCUGAAUGGUAGCAGUAGUGACGAGUCCACCCACGUGGCUUAUCUUUGACAUGAGCAGUUUGACUGUGAUGACGUCACGGCAGCUAUACCCAGGCCAGGUCUCACAUUGCGCAGCUAUGAAACAACGCAGUUUGUCUAUGACAUAAUGGUAGCCAUGGCAUUCACUUACAUAUUCAUGUGAUCUAUGACAUACGCAGUUCGUCUUUGAUGAUGAAACAGUAGCCAUGACAACCUACCUCGUGAAUGAGCGGUGAGAAAGCAAGGUAUCACAAACUUAAUGUCCCCUAAACGUCUUUCUCUGUGACAAUGGUACUCGUUUUACUCAUUAAUACUUACUACAUAGCGUUAAAAUAGUAAAGUCCCAAUCGACUGUUAUGCGAUAUAUAUUAGUUCCCUUUACUUUAGUAAGGCGGGCCCAGUAUGACAUAAUGCCGUGACAUGAUGACAUAAUGCCGUGACAUGAUGACAUAAUGCCGUGACAUGAUUUGGUCAAGUGUUGCGUGACACUAGGUCCUUGUGGUAUUCUGUAGUGAGGAGGUGCGGCGUCUUUAAUAACGUCAUUCGUCUGGGAGAAACGAGAGUGUCUGAAAGGUGGCGGAUGGUUUCUGCGGUUAAUCACCGCGAAGAAAGGACUUUUCUACUUAAUGCAUACCCGUCGGCACCUUGCCUGACAUCGGGGGAUUAUAUAGUUAUAUUGUUGGUUUAAUUUAUUUUUGGUUUGUCAAUGUCUAGUCGUCUCACGGUUGUAAAUAGAAAAUCGAUACCUGAAAAAGUUUAUUAAAUUCUGUAAAUGAUUACACCGAGAAAUAAAGUCCUAUAUAGGCUGAAUAGGCGAGCGACGCGCCCCACACUAACAGAUCACGUAAUUUUUUGGAUAGCAAACUCGCGCAUUCCGGAUUUUGGCGGCAAAAUAACAACAACAACAACAACAAGUAACUUAUUCAGCGUUUGCGGAUAAUCCAAAAUCCAUUCAAGAAAGGGUUUAUUCGAGUAAAGCGGGGAGUUCGAGUUAACCCGUGUUCCAUCUCCACAAGUCCCUUGAGAAUAGAUAGGCAUAAUAAAUAUGUUGGAAGCAUCCGUUCGAGUGGAUUAUGUAAGUGUAUUUAUCCUUACCCUAAAUAUAGCAGAAGAGGGAUGGGAAUCCCGUGAUGUGACCUUUACUGAAAAAGGAGACGACGUCAUUCAAAAACUAUUUUUCCUUGGGAAUUAUAUCAUGUAUUACCGGUAUGGAUAGGGCCGACCCAGAUAGGUGGAUGUUCCCAAGGUCCCUCAUAUUUGAUACACAGCAUAGACAAUUGCUCUCUCAAUCCAAUUUCCGCAUAGUUGCAAACAGUAAUUUAGUAACCUCUGAGUAACUCUGAGUAACGUGGUUUUGGUUCGGUAACGAAUACAAAUCAAGAAAAAAAUCCGAGCACAAAAAAAAGACUGAGAACACAAACUGGCUGUGAAAAAAAAAUUACAGCGAACACAAAUGAAUAUAAUUCCCCCCGUCAGAUAAAAAAAUAGUCAGCCCCAGAAUUACGUAUUCAUCAGGCGCAACGUUUCCGAAAUGUGUCCCCCUAGUCUAAACAAUACAUUCCUUAACUUCCGUCGGGCUCAGACGAGUGGAUGUUUUGGUUUUGACACGUUCUAACCACGUUUUUAUACUCAGCCAAUCGCAUUCUUAUACAUUAUUUAGCAGGGAUUCCUUGCGGUUUGACACUAAUUUUAGAAAAAAAGGGGAAAACAUAAAUUAUUUAUGUAGUUGAUUCAGAAGAAAAAUGGCACUUUUAAAAAUUUACUAAAAGCCUUUUGAUGGCUUAAUUAUAGCUUUUAUUUGAGGUGAUGAUAUCUUUCCGAGGAGCUUUGAGUGUCAUCAAACCACAUAAUUAUGAGGAAUGGGGUUAAGUUUUAGUCGAUGGUUGAUUUGUAGUAAAGUAUCCAGGUAUCUUGACAUUUAAAGAAAAUAUAGAAUUAAAAUGCCUUUUAAGUCA